Molecule: messenger RNA, 1599 nt
Organism: Amorphotheca resinae ATCC 22711
Lineage: Eukaryota; Fungi; Ascomycota; Leotiomycetes; Helotiales; Amorphothecaceae
Exons: 1
Coding region: 1-1599 (532 amino acids)
Source: RefSeq, a predicted model, not a curated record
AUGAUUAAUCAUGAAGUUUCUGACACACCGGAAGCUAGCUACAAUGAACUUGAGUCCAUCCUCUCUCUACCAGCUCCGGUGGUAGAUACCACCAUAAUCGAUACCUUCGACUUCGAGGCUUUAUUGGCGGAAACUAAUGGCGAGGUACAAAGCCUUCCUGCUGCUUAUGACGCUCUGCAAGACAAUGACCCCGUAAGCAAGUGCGAUUCUCAAAUAGAUAAUCUUUAUCCCCCUUUUCCUGAACUCCCUGAAUCCAUUGUUCCGCAUCUGUCAUCGUUACACUCCUUUGUCAAUUCUCAAGAGGAUAUCACCUCCACAGAUAUACCCCAGGUCAGACAAGGGCACCACGUGAAAGAACUCGAGCAACAAGUAAGACCGAAGCGGACAUCCAAAGCUGGCAUCAGAAUAAAAGAAGUAGCAUCCAAGCGUCCAAACCUCCGAAGGCUUGCUGGCGAGUCGGAGUCCAAGAACGCUCGGCCCUUCAACAUUGCCAGCUUCGACCCUUCCAUCUUUUACAAACCUCUUGCCCGUCCUCCACCAAGCUGGAGCCCUCCUCAUAUAAAACGACGACGUACACUUUUCAACUAUAACGCCCAAGGCGAGCUCGACCCCAGAACCAGAUUCUCAGCGCAGGAAAUCUCCGACUAUCUGACUUAUCAUCCGUUGCACGAGCUCUACAGCUGCUCGCCAUCUACCAAGAACUCUGGUCUCACGCUUUGGAUUCAAAUAUCACCGGCAGAUUCCUCAAAUCGCUACCCUACUGCCAUGUCAUCCAGAUGCCGAUUCGCCAACUGUCCAGUCCCACAACACACUAUACGAAAGGGUGAAUUCAGAGUGGCAUUUGACGAGCAAUCGUGUUCUGGGAAGCCCCUGGACCCCUUCCACAACGCUGGCUAUGUGCACCUUUUCUGUCUCGAGAAAAACUUCGAUUUCCCUCGCCUGUGCAAGAACUUCAACGUCCGAGGCGACGACCGUGAGUUUCGCGAAGGCAGGAACAAGAUGGCAAUCACGCGUGAUCAUUCCAGCAUGCUCCACGUUGUGAACCGUUUCAUCGAAACCUCGGAGAAAGUGGGCGAUAAGAGAUCAGAUGACUGGUAUGCUCAUACUCUCUGUUACGCGCUCACCAUCCAUCAUUUGAAGCAUCAGCCCGAGCGGAGACAAAGCAUUAGGGAGGCUAGGGAUGGGAAUAGUGUUGAUCGCCAUCUUAACAACCUUGAUGUGCUAGUCGAGAGGGCGAGGGUCAUCAGGGAGCAGAAAGCGAGCCAAGGGAAGAAGUCGCGAGCGCCGAGAAAGAGAAAAGUUAAAGAAGUCGAAUUCGAGGAAGAGGAUGUGCUGGAUGACAAUAUCCUCGAGAGUAUAGAAGUCGAGAAUGGGGUUGAGAAAGGGGUCGAGAAAGGGAUCGAGAAAGGGGUCGAAAAACAGGUCGAGAAAGAGGUCGAGGAAGAGGUCGAGGAAGAGACCGCCAACAAUCAAGAGAGAGACGAGCCGUUAAGAAGAUUAAAACGAGUAAGGGCAGCAGCGGGGAACUCUCUAGAUGAACUAGAUACCCGGUCCCCUUCUGUAAGAUAUAAAGGAUACAUGAGUAGCCUGCGUUUUUGA